AUGAAUCAGAACAAAGAAAUAGAUGAACUUCUAUUCAAAAAAAAAGAAUUAAAAUAAGAUUUGAAAAAACCUCACUAUCCUCCAAUAGAUAUAACAAUAACAUCCUAUAGUGAAGUAUCUGAUGGCACUCCAAACAAAUUUCCAAUUAAAAAGGUUUAUACGGAAUAAAAUUGUUUUCAUCAUCAAAAGAAAAGAAUAUUAACAUAGGAAGAGCAAAUUAAUUAAUAAAAUCAAAUGCAAGCUUCUAAUUCAAUUAUAGAAUCUAUGACGCCUUAAAGAAUGAAUAAAUUAAUCGAUUGGUCUAAAUAUAAUGUCACACCAGGGGAUGGCAAAAAUAUCUUUCCCUAAGUUUCAGGACCAAGUCUUGAAUUUCCAAAAUUCAUUAUAUUUUAAAUUACCGCAAAAACUUAAUAUAAACAGCGAUAUUCUCUUAAAUAAAUACAUUGAAAUUGAGGAGAGAUUAAAAUUGUUUUAGACAAAGCAUAAAGAUUUUUCGACUCUUGAAGCCUUAAGAGGAUAGAACCUCUAAAUAGCCUCAUAACAAAUUAUUUGCUAGUAGGAUGUUAGCAAAAGCAUAGGAUAAAUUUAUUGAUGAAUUAAAUUUGGAAAUCAAAAAAAUGAAAGAAAAUGAAUUAAAUAUAAAGGUCUACUCAAAGAAAGUGAAAAAAAGGAUUAAAUUUUGAGUGAAUUCAAAAAUAAAGUUGGUAAGGAUUAAAUAAUAGAAAAUCAAGAAUAAAAAAUGCAAAAUCUGACCAAUAGGUUAAAAAUGGAGGUUGAAUAUAAAAAACAUGAUGAAAAAAUGUUAUUGGAAAUAAAAUAAAAAGAGAUCAAAAGAUCAAGCAUAUUCGAACUAAACUCUAAAUGUUAAUCAUGUCAAUAAUGUAAAUAGGAAUUACAAAAUAUAUUAUAAGAAUGCUAAAUCGAAGAUGACUAGAACAUUAUAGAAGGGGAAUUGUAAGUACCAACUUAGAUCAGAGUAGUUGUCACUCUAUUGUUGACUAAAUAAAGAGAAUAAAUUGAUAUUGCAUUUUAAUAGUACGAAGACUAAUUAAAAGAAUUAUAUGAUUAAAUUGAAUACUUUAAGGAACAAAAUAAUAAUUUAAUAGAGGAAAAUAAUAAAUUACAACAUUAAUUAUCAAGUAUUCUGAAUUAAAGAGGAGAACAAGAAAAUAAAUUGUAUGAGGAAUUCGAAAAAUUAAUAAAUAUCAAUUUAAUUUUGAUGUAGGAAAAUCAAGACCUUAAAUUAUAGGUUUAAUCUUAGAACCCAAGGACAUUUAAAUCCCUUAGAUGGAGAGAAUUUAGGUCAUUUUAAAUCUAUAUAGACAGAUAGAACUGGUUUGAACAAUAAAAUGGCUCAAAUAAAACAAUAGUAUUAACAUUAGAUCAAGAACUUGCUUCUAAAAAUAUCUGAAUAAGAAAAGAAAAUACAAUCAUUAAAAAAUGAUCCGUUUCGAAAUUUUUCCUCUUCUAAAUAGAAUAAAAAUUUGUAGAAUCAAGCUUUAUAAAAUGAAGCGAAAUAAUCAUUAUAAAAAAAAAAAUGAAAGAAAAAGACGAAAAAAAUUUAGAACUUGUUUCUUAAAUAACGUAAAUGUAUUAUAAAGUCAUAAGAAAUUUAGAAUACAAAAUAUAAAUUUAUAACAGUAAGUUUAAAAAGAAUGUGAAUAAACAAUUUUUGAACUAAGUUUGAAUUGGAUAAACAAAAAAUAAAUUAAUCAUAAAAUUAACUAAAUUAAAUAAUUAAUCGAUUAGAAUAAAGUAUAAUAAGAUAAAAACACAGAACUGAGUCAAAAUGUUGUAUUGCUUUAAUAACAAUUGAUAUAUAAAGAAUCUAAUUUUUAAAAUGAACUAAAAUAAUCGCUAAAUGAUAAGAGAAUUGAACAUGAGAGUCGUUAAUUAAUAUAUCCAAUCAAAUUUGAGCUAGUAAUAUUUAAGUUAAUUGGUGGAUGAAUAUAAGAGUUAUCAAUAAGAAUUUAUAGAUUUGAAACAAGUUUUUACAGAAAUGCUUCGACAACAUGAAAUAUUAUAAAAUGUAUUGUUAAUAAUAUUUAUCAUUAGAGAUUAUCAAAGCUUCAACAAGAUAACAAUCAGUUGGCUUUAGAAAAUUAGAAAUUGAUAGAGAGUUAAAAUAAUAAGGAUGACAAAUUAACUAAAAGAAUAUCUGAAGAAAUUACUAAAGGAGUAAGAUGUUCUACCGCACCUGGGGAUUCACUAAAUAUUAAAUCAUUUGUCUAACAAGGAGAAGAGGAGAAUUUAAAAAAAAAUAGUUCAACAUUUUAGAUCUGA
This is a messenger RNA of Paramecium octaurelia, 2283 nucleotides long. The record is from the annotation of a GenBank genome assembly. Lineage: Eukaryota; Ciliophora; Oligohymenophorea; Peniculida; Parameciidae.